Messenger RNA from Daktulosphaira vitifoliae (grape phylloxera), 726 nucleotides. RefSeq lists its product as uncharacterized. Bases 252 to 671 code for a protein of 139 amino acids. The transcript has 6 exons. NCBI's taxonomy places the organism in Eukaryota, Metazoa, Arthropoda, Insecta, Hemiptera, Phylloxeridae. The record is from RefSeq and is a predicted model, not a curated record.
CUGAUAUAAAAUGAUGAAAUAGAAUACAAUAAACUACAAAAUAUUGGUGCGAAUCUUAACAAAAGAGCAAAAAUAAUUUUUAAGAGUGAAAAAAUGAAGAUUGUAUCAUUAAAAUUAUUAAGUAUAAUGGUAAUGUCUUCAACUAAAUAUGAUUUGUGAUCUUUUGAUAUACCGUUGAAAAAAAUCGGUCCAGUAAGAGCUAGUGAGAACAAGUGGUAACAGAUGAAAAAAUAAAAAUAAAUAAAUACAUCAUGGAAUUUAUAUACAUUAUAUCAGCUAAUAAUAAGUUUAAUGGAGGUGAUUUAACAAAUUUUAACGAUGCUAGAAGUGCUAUAAAAGAAUGUCUUAUCAAUCAAAAACUUUCUUCCUCUUUUUUAUCUGACACUGGCCAUUUUUCCGAAGGUUUAAUUUACAGAAAUUUCGAUUACAUUAAAUUACUCAAAAUGAAUAAAAUAACUCUGGUUGAUUACAUUCAAAAAUUUGUAAAAGAUAUAUGUGAUUGGUAUCCUAACGAUAUUGACUGUCCGAGUAAAAGCAAAAUUUGUGCCGCAAAAUUAAUAAAUUAUCUCAAAGUACAUCCAGAAUGUCUUCCAUUUGAUGUAAAUGUAGAAUUGUUCGAAUUUCCCUGUGAAAAUGAUAAAUAUGAAAAUGAAAAUAAUAAUGGUGUAUAAUUGUUAAAUAUCAUAAUUAUUUAUUGAAAAUAAACUAAUAAAGCUUAGAAUGCAA